GCGCAUGCCCACACAGCGGCCUCAGGUCGGAUGGCCGCGCUGCUCUGGUGGAAGCGGCUGAGCAGCCACAGUCUGGCAUGAAGGGCUGGGGUCUGGCUGCUGCUUACUCCUCGCUCCAGCGCCAUGGAAUGCCUGCGGAGCUUGCCCUGGCUCCUGCCCCGCGCGAUGAGACUUCCCCGGCGGACAGUGUGUGCUCUGGCCUUGGACCUGGCUUCUGCUGCUCGUCCCGUUGCUGCCUCCGGCCGCGCAGCCGACCAACUCGGAAGGAGCCUGGCUGUGCCGUUGUGCGGGCCCCACCGGCUCCGUGUGGCAGGUGAAAUACACCGGUUUAGAACUUCUGAUGUCUCUCAAGCCACUUUAGCCAGUGUAGCCCCAGUAUUUACUGUGACAAAGUUUGACAAAAAGGGAAAGGUUACUUCUUUUGAAAAGAAGAAAACUGAGUUAUACCAAGAGUUAGGUCUUCAGGCCAGAGAUUUAAGAUUUCAGCAUGUAAUGAGUAUCACGACCAGAAACAAUAGGAUUAUCAUGAGAAUGGAGUAUUUGAAAGCUGUGAUAACUCCAGAGUGUCUUCUGAUAUUAGAUUAUCGUAAUUUAAAUUUAGAGCAAUGGCUGUUCCGGGAACUCCCUUCCCAGUUGUCUGGAGAGGGUCAACUUGUCACAUACCCUUUACCCUUUGAGUUUAGAGCUAUAGAAGCACUCUUGCAAUAUUGGAUCAGCACCCUUCAGGGGAAACUUAGCAUUUUGCAGCCACUGAUCCUUGAGACACUGGAAGCUUUAGUGGAUCCCAAACACUCUUCUGUAGACAGAAGCAAACUGCACAUCUUACUACAAAAUGGCAAAAGUUUAUCAGAGUUAGAAACAGAUAUUAAAAUUUUCAAAGAGUCAAUUUUGGAGAUCUUGGAUGAAGAAGAGUUGCUAGAAGAGCUCUGUCUGUCAAAAUGGAGUGACCCACAAGUCUUUGAAAAGAGCAGUACUGGGAUUGACCAUGCAGAAGAGAUGGAGUUGCUGUUGGAAAACUACUACCGAUUGGCCGAAGAUCUUUCCAAUGCAGCUCGGGAGCUUAGGGUACUGAUUGAUGAUUCACAAAGUAUUAUUUUCAUCAAUCUGGACAGCCACCGUAAUGUGAUGAUGAGGUUGAACCUACAGCUGACCAUGGGAACCUUUUCUCUUUCGCUCUUUGGACUAAUGGGAGUUGCUUUUGGAAUGAAUUUGGAAUCUUCUCUUGAAGAGGACCAUAGAGUGUUUUGGCUGAUUACGGGAAUUAUGUUCAUGGGAAGUGGACUCAUCUGGAGACGCUUGCUUUCAUUCCUUGGACGACAGCUAGAAGCUCCGCGGCCUCCCGUGAUGGCCUCUUUACCUAAAAAGACCCUUCUGGGAGAUAGAAGCAUGGAAUUGAAAAACAGCCUUAGACCAGAUGGACUUGGAUCAAGCAGGAGUAUCCUAACAAACCGUUAGCAGCGACCCAGUGGAUACUGAAUAUUUUUUAUGGUUGUCACAGGAAACUUCCAAUACUCUUUCAUUAUUUUCUUUUAUAAAGUUAGACACUUGAAAAAAAUCACUGAUAUUUAAAUUAUAAUGUCUGAUGACAGAAAUACUAUGGCAUCAUGAUUGCAUUUCUAGAAUUCUGAGUUAAAGCAACAAAGUGCUUGCUUUGUAAAAGGCCAAAAUUCUAUUUCCUACAAACUUUAAUUGUUUUUAUAGACAUGAUGUAAGGCAUGGAGAGAUUAAUUUAACACAAGAACGGAUUGUCGUAUAGAUUUUAUUUACACAUAUCAAGAAAAGUGCAGUUUUAUGCUGAAUGAAGCCUAAGAACUUGAUACAUAGGUAGCCAUAGUUCUUUGUUAGUACAGGGAAUCCAUGUGAAUUUCCUGAUCUCAGGUGACUGAAAACCUAGCAUUAUAUGUACAUGUAUUGACCUUAAAACAAACUCUGGAAGUUUGUGCUUUAAAAAUCAGUCCUUGACAUAACCUUGUAUUUUUGUAUUUGCCCCCUUUUAUAUAUUAGGUGAAUAAAAAGAAAAGAUAAUUUAAUAUC
Molecule: messenger RNA, 2034 nt
Organism: Propithecus coquereli (Coquerel's sifaka)
Lineage: Eukaryota; Metazoa; Chordata; Mammalia; Primates; Indriidae
Gene: MRS2
Product: MRS2 magnesium transporter
Exons: 11
Coding region: 124-1455 (443 amino acids)
Biological process (GO): mitochondrial magnesium ion transmembrane transport
Cellular component (GO): mitochondrial inner membrane
Molecular function (GO): magnesium ion transmembrane transporter activity
Source: RefSeq, a predicted model, not a curated record